Anisakis simplex (herring worm) is the source of this 708-nucleotide messenger RNA. NCBI's taxonomy places the organism in Eukaryota, Metazoa, Nematoda, Chromadorea, Rhabditida, Anisakidae. The record is from the annotation of a GenBank genome assembly.
AUGCGAAAAUUUCAGGAAUAUUCAGAUGAUUCAGGAAGCGAACCGGAUGUUGACUUGGAGAACCAGUAUUAUAAUGCGAAAGCAUUGAAGGCAGAAAAGGAUUUCAGUGGAGCGCUGCAAGCGUUUGAAAAAGUUUUGGAACUGGAGGUAGAGAAGGGUGAAUGGGGAUUUAAGGCACUCAAACAAAUGAUCAAAAUCACAUUCUCUUUGAGCGAAUAUGAUUCGAUGCUAUCGUAUUAUCGUCAACUCCUUUCCUACAUAAAAACCGCUGUCACAAAGAACUAUUCAGAGAAAUCGAUAAACGCAAUACUUGAUUAUAUUUCAACAUCGAAACAGAUGGAUUUACUGCAGAAAUUCUACGAAACGACGCUCGAUGCAUUGAAGGAUGCGAAAAAUGAAAGACUUUGGUUCAAAACGAACACAAAAUUGGGUAAAUUGUAUUUCGAUCGAAGGGAGUUCGGGAAACUGGAGAAGAUAGUGAAGCAACUUCGUUCGUCAUGUAAAACUGAAGAGGGUGAAGAAGAUCAGAAGAAAGGAACCCAAUUGCUAGAAGUUUAUGCGCUCGAAAUCCAAAUGUAUACCGAGCAGAAGAAUAAUAAAGCACUCAAAGCACUCUAUGAACAAAGUUUGAAUGUGAAGAGCGCAAUUCCACAUCCUCUCAUUAUGGGUGUUAUCAGAGGUGAUACAGUUGGCUUUUUGCACCGUUGA